CCAGAAAGCACCCCAGAUACAUACACGCUACUGCGUCUCCUCUCUGUAGCUCAAAAGAACUAGUAUGGACCUCGUAGAGAUUGCAAAACUCGUCGCCUCAGAGCAAGGAUCAGAUCAAACCACACCAUCGGAAACAACAAUCACGGAUGGGUCGACACAUGCAGUAUCUGCACAACCUGUUGCAAUGAAGGCGAUUCUCGAACAGCGCAUUGCUGCGAUGCGUGCUGAGAUUAAGGAGAAGGAACGUGCGACCAUGAUUACGCCUGAUCGACAGGCGACAACGGCGUCAACGUCCUCCGUCACCGUGUCACCUGCUUCGAGUGUCAAUUUCUCAAUACUCGACAAGGCACUAGCGACGCAUGGAUAUGAGACGAUGCCUGAUAGUGAUGAAGACGAUCAUGACAGCUCUGUCACUGCAUCGAGUGAUGCGUCGAAUUCCUCGAGUGAUUCAGAGGACGAAGCGGAUACGAGCGAACGACUUGCCUUGACUGCUGCUGAACGCGAACGCAUCUUGAUUGCUGCGGAUGGCGAUGGAGAGGGGAGUAGUACCAUUCCACCACGAACAAAACAUGAAUUGGCAGAGGAGGAAGAGCCUGUAGUUGUACCCAGCGAGCAGGUCUUGCCAAGUGAUGAAAUCAGACUUCUUGGACAUGUUGCAAGUCAAGUGGGCAAGACGUGUGUCGUUGCAGGGAUACGGCCACCGUCGCUGGAUGCGGGUCAAGGCUCACAUACACCACAAAGUGUCUUGGACAUCGGCUCACUCCUCGUUCUAGCGGAUCGUCGCAAUGUUGGGUAUAUCGCAGAUACCUUCGGUCCCGUCUCUGCACCACUCUUUGCAGUUCGGUUUGCAGAGGCAGAGCAAGCUGCUGCGUUGAAUCUGUCACUGGGAGAUGAGAUUUAUAUGGUACCGCGGUAUGCCAAGUAUGUAUUUGGCGAUACCCUCAAGGUCAAGGGAUCCGAUGCCUCAAAUAUUCACGACGAGGAAGUCGGUGGUGAUGAAGUGGAGUUUAGCGAUGAUGAACAAGAAGCAGCAUACAAAAAAAUGCUCAAGGAAGCGAGAAGGAAUCAUAAGGGACAAAACAGCGAGCGGCAACAGCGGCCCAUGAGUGACUUGGAGGCGAUUGCAGAACAGCAAGGUUUCAGCAAUGGCGAGCAGCAACGGACCAGUCAACCGGCGUAUAGCGGGCGUGGUGGCAAUCGUGGUGGUAGGGGUGGACGAGGACGUGGUGGUGCGUCACAGCAGCAAGCGUCGCGCGAUGCACCGAGACAACCUUACCAGCGUGCCUUCUACACGCCUGAUACACCAUCAUUGCCGCCACAAGCGCAACAACAACAGGCGUCAUCCGCAGAAGGUGGGUUCCAGGUAUAUGCGCCCCUCAAGCGACCAGAUGUACAAUAG
Protomyces lactucae-debilis is the source of this 1399-nucleotide messenger RNA. RefSeq names its product Gar1/Naf1 RNA binding region-domain-containing protein. NCBI's taxonomy places the organism in Eukaryota, Fungi, Ascomycota, Taphrinomycetes, Taphrinales, Protomycetaceae. Gene Ontology annotation, cellular component: sno(s)RNA-containing ribonucleoprotein complex. The transcript has a single exon. The record is from RefSeq and is a predicted model, not a curated record. Gene Ontology annotation, molecular function: RNA binding. Bases 65 to 1399 code for a protein of 444 amino acids. Gene Ontology annotation, biological process: ribosome biogenesis; pseudouridine synthesis; box H/ACA snoRNP assembly.